CCAAUAUGGGUGCGCCCAUGAAGUAGAUAUGUUUCAACGUAUUUUAAAACGUUGGAGUCAGUACAAAUACAGAUUUGUUCCUUGGAUUGCGAAUAAUUUGAACGAAAAUCAUCCGAGGCUUGUGCCAUCAGUUUUGGAAGACAAGGUUGUAUCUGAUGAUGUUAUAGAGCACACCCUGUUGACAGUUUUUCAAAAGUUUAACUCCACAAGCAGUCUGCACCGAACAGAGCAAAAUGUCAGGAAUGUGGACAUCUUGUUUAAAGAACUAGGAUACAAGACUGAUCGUAGAAAGAGCUGCCUGUCAGAUGGAGGCAGGGGAGUGUUUGUGACGGAUGGAACUGUUAAACCUGGCACUUUAGUGUCACUUUAUCCAGGUUUGGUGUACCAACCGUGGGAACCUGUUUUCUGGGUGAGUUUGGCAAACCCAUUCCUAUUUCGCUGUGCUGAUGGUGUGCAUAUAGACGGCAAGGAUACGGGAUUGUCAAAGAUGAUGUACAAUUCCUGUGCCAGACGUGACGGUGUGAUGGGUGAACUUAUGUGUGACACAAGCUGGCUGGUAGAGAAACCAGUCAAUCCACUAGCAGUCGGACAGUAUGUUAACAACCAGACUGAAGAGUUCCCAGCCAAUGUGGCUUAUCAGGAGUUCGAUGUUCCUGUCUCAUUCCCAGUUCACCUCAGGAAAUACUUCCCCAACACAGAGGCCAGACUUCAGACAGAUAUGGACCAGCAGCUUGGUCAGAUGCUGCUGCGACUGGUUGUGCUGGUUUCCCUGAGGGAGGUCCAAGCUGGGGAGGAGCUGUUCUCCACAUAUUACACCAUUGUCAGCAGUAAUCAGUAGACACCAUGUGACCCAUUAACAUUGUGUAUGUGUACAGGCACCGAGUUGACCUCGUUAUUGUUGUCCCAGCCAUUAUUGUGCCAGGGAUGCUAAAACUGUUGAAGAGAAUGUCUGACCGAGCUUUUAACAGAGCUGCUCUGGGCAGACAUGAUGCAGUAAUAGAGCGGAGGACUUUCAGGAGGACUUUCAUGGACGGUGGAUUUUGUCGCUUAAAAACUGAUCAAGGGAAUAAGAAACACGUCACCAUUAUGAUAAUCCUCCAAUCAUCAUCUUUAUGCAAAACAUUGAAUGCUUCAUCAUAGUAAAUUAAACCCAGAAACAUCCUCAUAAUGCUCAUUACUUUCGUCGUCAGCGGACAGGCAAAGUUAUAACUUCACCUCUUCGACCGUGUCCAAAUGUUCGUUAAAGAGAUUCAUUUUUACUUCGGCACAAUGCAAGGCCGUUUCGCUCAGCGAGGACCAAGUGCUAUAUUUGAGCAAAUUGGUACUACUGAAAAUAAGAUAAUGGUAGCUGUUAGCCUCGUAAACUUAAAGUAAUUACCCGACCGCCACUGUUCAUCAAAUUAUCGUACAAUAACUUCAUCUAAAUAAAACAAUCGCUGUGCAUAGUUGUACCCAAUAAUAGGUUGGAUCGCUGAUCUCUGGAUUUUUGAAGAUAGAAUUACGAGUUGGAGGCCCGUUAUGGACAUUGGUUGUCGAUAAGGUUGGCGCAUGCAAGAGAGAUACUGCUGAUAACGGAAUAACGAUAAAGCCAUACAAUUACAGCUUUAAGCAAUGCAUGAUCAAUUAAACGCAAAAAAUGAAUUUUGUCAUUUGUAUUGUGUCGAAAGCAAGCAUAACGCUUCCACAUAUUGAAAUAGAUUUAAAGGAAAUUAAAAUGCAUUUGGAAGGCAUUCUGACCAGCCAGGCAGCUGAAAACCUCACAUUGUACCAGAUCAAGAAGUGAACAUUGUUUUCAUAGAUACAGCUAACUGUUCAGUCAAUACAUGAAUACGGACGCUCCUUUAGUGCUCAUACGGUUUCUUCCUAUACAUAGCAGCUUAUAUAGGUGCUGCUGGAGUUUGUAAAGCAAAUAACAGGGUUGUUUUGGAUGCCACAGGACUUGGUGAUGGAUGAUACAAACAUGCUCACAGUGUCCAUC
Messenger RNA from Mya arenaria, 1978 nucleotides. RefSeq names its product SET domain-containing protein 9-like. The transcript has 7 exons. Lineage: Eukaryota; Metazoa; Mollusca; Bivalvia; Myida; Myidae. The coding region runs from base 29 to 838 and encodes 269 amino acids. Gene Ontology annotation, molecular function: protein binding. The record is from RefSeq and is a predicted model, not a curated record.